Molecule: messenger RNA, 707 nt
Organism: Zychaea mexicana
Lineage: Eukaryota; Fungi; Mucoromycota; Mucoromycetes; Mucorales; Lichtheimiaceae
Product: ribosomal protein L6e-domain-containing protein
Exons: 4
Coding region: 31-612 (193 amino acids)
Biological process (GO): ribosomal large subunit assembly; cytoplasmic translation
Cellular component (GO): ribosome; cytosolic large ribosomal subunit
Molecular function (GO): RNA binding; structural constituent of ribosome
Source: RefSeq, a predicted model, not a curated record
UUGCAACGUCCUUGAGAGGUUAAUUCAACAAUGGCUGCUGAUAAGGUCAAGGAAAUUAAGGGUGGCAAGAACGGUAACAAGCGUACCAUUCCUGCUGAUAAGGCCCCUCGCUUCUAUCCCGCCGAAGACGUUCCCCAGCCCAAGGUCUCGCGCAAGUCGCCCAAGGCUGCUGCUCUCCGCAAGAACAUCACGCCCGGUACCGUCCUCAUUCUCUUGGCCGGUCGCUUCCGUGGCAAGCGCGUUGUCUUCUUGAAGCAGCUCGACAGUGGUCUUUUGUUGGUCACUGGCCCUUACAAGGUCAACGGCGUCCCUCUCCGUCGUGUCAACCAGGCUUACGUUAUUGCCACCUCCACCAAGCUCGACCUCUCCAGCGUGAAGCUUGAUGCCAAGUUCAACGAUGCUUACUUUGGCAAGUCUGGCAAGGCUGACAAGAAGGAAUUCCUUGAGGGUGAACAGGCCAAGAAGGCUGCUCUCCCCGAAAACAAGGUUGCUGACCAGAAGGCUGUUGAUAAGGAUAUCAUUGCCGCUGCCAAGGACCCCAUGUUCGUUGCUUACUUGAAGUCGUCCUUCAGCCUCAGCAAGGGCCAGUUCCCUCACGCCAUGAAGUUCUAAUUUUUUUUCUUUCUUUUUUUUUUUACUGCUAUAAUAAAAAAGAUGGAGAGAGAAACCACACAACAUAACAUCAUCCUUAAAUCUUUUAAAAAUUC